This is a messenger RNA of Tachysurus vachellii, 1523 nucleotides long. Its product is annotated as zinc finger protein 239-like. Gene Ontology annotation, molecular function: DNA-binding transcription repressor activity, RNA polymerase II-specific. Bases 94 to 861 code for a protein of 255 amino acids. The record is from RefSeq and is a predicted model, not a curated record. Gene Ontology annotation, biological process: negative regulation of transcription by RNA polymerase II. The transcript is spliced from 2 exons. NCBI's taxonomy places the organism in Eukaryota, Metazoa, Chordata, Actinopteri, Siluriformes, Bagridae.
ACCUAUUUUAUUGACACAGACUGUGGGCGUCCACAAUCCUACUCUAACACAACACGAUACGAGUGGCGUCCUGUCGUCCCCUGCUGUCGAUUCAUGAGAAUGGAACUCCCAGAGCUUGAACUCACCAACAGCCAACAAAGCUCAUCUCGCAGUAACAUCGCACGCAGACAUGUAAAGAAAGAAAUUCACCGCUGCUUACUGUGUGGGAUGAAUUUCAGUCGCAAGGGAAAUCUUCAGCAACAUCAGCACAUUCACACAGGAGAGAAGCCACAUCAUUGCUCUGACUGUGGAAUGAGAUUCAGUCAGAAAAAUACACUCCAACGACACCAGCGUAUUCACACAGGUGAAAAGCCAUAUUUCUGCUCAGACUGUGGGAUGAGUUUCAGCCAGAAAAGUAAUCUCUACCAACACCAGCGUAUUCACAAGGAAGAGAAGCCAUACCGCUGCUCCGAAUGCGGGAUGAGUUUCAGUCAGAAGUGUAAUCUCAUACCUCACCAGCGCACUCACACAGGAGAGAAACCAUUUCAGUGUUCAGCAUGUGGGAUGAGUUUUAGUCAGAGGAGAGCUCUCCAACAGCACCAGCGCAUUCACACAGGAGACAAGCCAUAUCACUGCUCAGACUGUGGGAAGAGUUUCAGUUGGAAGAGCAAUCUCCUACGACACCAGCGCAUUCACACAGGAGUGAAGCCAUAUUACUGUUCAGAGUGCGGGAUGAGCUUCAGUCACAAGAGUACUCUACAACAGCACCAGCACGUUCACACAGGAGUGAAACCGUUUCACUGUUCAGACUGUGGGAUGCGUUUCAGCUGGAAGAAUAAUCUCUAUCGACACCAGCGCAGUCACACAGGAGUGAAGGCAUAAUUCUGCUCAGCUUGCUGAAAGAGUUUUAUUAGGCACCGAAAGGUUUCAAUACGAAGCAUAUCAAUAGAUCUAAGAAUGAGGACAUGCUGCAGUUAAAUUAUUCUAGCUUAAGCUUAAAUGAUCCCUUUUAUCUGUGCCAUUUCGUUAUCUAUAUUUAUAUUUUAUUGACAAAAUCCUCGUCUUGUGUUUUCAUACUGUACUUAUCUCUCUAAAUGAUUUUUUUCUCCCUGACAUAGUGACCUAUCAUGAAGAGAAAAGACGCUAUUCCAUCCAGAUAAGUGCUACUGUAUGUGACUGAUUUUUAUUUUUAUUUUCUUUUAUUUAGUUACUGAAUUGGAAACAGUCAAGAUGUGUACUCUUUAUAAUAUAAAACCAUUUUGAACCAGUUAGUCACAGUUUCUGUUAAAUACAGUUCUGCACAGUUUUUGCUCAAUCGUGCCCAGAGCAAUACAUCCUGUUCUUCUCUUCUUUCUCUCGUGAUAAGGAGUUGUCUUUCCCUAACUUUGUGCUGACCAUUAGAUUAGAUAAAAUCGCUCCUGUCCCUGGCAAAUUAAAACCCUCUACAAACUUGUACAACUUAACAACUUGGCACCACUUGCAUACCAAGUUCUGUAUAUAUGCUCAUACAUGUGAAUAAACUUUGAGAAAACUUGACAAAUAAA